This is a messenger RNA of Sinocyclocheilus anshuiensis, 441 nucleotides long. Its product is annotated as utrophin-like. The record is from RefSeq and is a predicted model, not a curated record. The transcript has 4 exons. NCBI's taxonomy places the organism in Eukaryota, Metazoa, Chordata, Actinopteri, Cypriniformes, Cyprinidae. The coding region runs from base 1 to 441 and encodes 146 amino acids.
AUGAGAAUCUUAAACAAGCCCAGUAGUCUGAAGAUAAUGGCUAUGGUGAGAUCUUCACUGCAGAAAGUGAUGCUUUUUCUACAACACAUCCAAAGAAUGGCCGUCACGUCACCACGUUAUCAGAAACUGUGCAAGGACAUUCAGACAGAUGUUGAUACCCAGACUGAUCUUUCUAAAAGGGCUCUGGGGAGUCAGUUCCAGAAUACCGAGGCACAAGAGCUUGAUAAGUACGGAGAUGUGGACCACAUUCAUAUAGCCUCGAGAAGAGAGUUUUUGGAGGCAGGUGUGGAGAAAUGGACAGGACUCAUAGCCAUCCUUGAAGAGCUUUGGUUCUGGGUAAAGCUGAAGGAUGAGGAGCUGACAAAGCAGAGGCCGGUGGGAGAAGAUGUACAUACUUUACUGCAGAAACAAGGCUACUGUACGGACCAGGAAGAGAGUUAA